GUAUUGUCUCGUGCUAGAAGGCUCGCUGUCAUUCACUGUGCGCGGACUGACGCAGUGACGCACAGGUGAAUUUAUCUAAAAUAUAAUGUUUAGUCGCGCAUUAUUGUGACCAACUGACUGUGAGACGUUUGAAGGAAAGGGUGUGUAUCGGUAUCAGUGCAGCCAUGCUGUCCAGAUUAAGCGUGAGUGUGAGGCCGUGCGUGAGCGUGUGCCGAUGGGUUCACACUAAAGAGAAGGGGAAACCGCUCAUGCUCAACCCACGUACCAACAAGGGCAUGGCCUUCACUCUGAAGGAACGGCAGAUUUUGGGCAUUCAUGGUCUGUUGCCACCGAAGAUUGAGACGCAGGACACUCAGGCUAUGCGCUUCCAGAAGAACCUGAAGAAGAUGUCCGACCCCCUGCAGAAGUACAUCUAUCUGAUGGGGAUUCAGGAGAGGAACGAGCGUCUCUUCUACCGCGUGCUGAUGGAAGACAUCGAGGCUCUCAUGCCCAUUGUCUACACGCCUACUGUUGGUCUCGCAUGUACUCAGUAUGGACAUAUCUUCAGGCGGCCCAAAGGUCUAUUUAUCUCCAUUAAGGACCAAGGACAUGUUCGUUCCAUAUUGGAUAAUUGGCCAGAAACCACUGUCAAGGCUGUUGUGGUGACUGAUGGUGAGCGUAUCCUGGGUCUGGGUGAUCUGGGAGUGUAUGGGAUGGGUAUUCCUGUAGGAAAGCUGUGUCUUUAUACAGCCUGUGCUGGAAUCCGGCCUGAAAGUUGUCUGCCAGUCUGCAUUGAUGUAGGCACUGAUAACGAGAAGUUACUGAGGGACCCGUUCUACAUGGGUCUGUAUCAGCGGCGUGACCGCUCCCAGCGCUACGACGAUCUCAUAGACGAGUUCAUGGAGGCUGUGGUGGGUAAGUACGGACAGGACACCCUCAUACAAUUUGAGGACUUCGGAAAUCACAACGCCUUCCGAUUCCUGAAGAAAUACCGUGAGAAGUACUGCACCUUCAAUGAUGACAUCCAGGGCACUGCAUCAGUAGCUCUGGCAGGUUUACUGGCAGCUCAGCGUGUUGUGGGGAAGCCAAUAACCGAACAUAAAGUUCUGUUUCUGGGAGCUGGAGAGGCUGCUCUGGGAAUCGCUAACCUAAUCGUGAUGUCGAUGAUUGAGGCGGGAAUGUCUCAGGCAGAAGCCAGAAAGAAAAUCUGGAUGUUUGACAAAUACGGUCUGUUAGUAAAGGGCAGAGCUUAUGAGACAGAUAGUAAUCAGGAGGCUUUUGUUCAUCCUGAUCCCGGGGACGUGAAAAGCUUCUUAGACGCUGUCAAUGUUAUUAAACCCACAGCCAUCAUCGGUGUGGCAGGUGCUGGCCGGCUCUUCUCUCAUGAUGUCAUCAGAGCAAUGGGCAGCUUGAACGAGCAUCCCAUAAUCUUCGCCCUCAGCAACCCGACUGCAAAGGCAGAGUGUACAGCUGAAGACGCCUACAGCCUCACACAGGGAAGGUGUUUGUUUGCCAGUGGCAGUCCGUUCGCACCUGUGUCACUAGAAGAUGGCAGAAUACUGACCCCUGGACAGGGCAACAAUGCUUAUAUAUUCCCAGGUGUAGCUCUGGCUGUUAUACUCAGUGGAGUGCGACACAUCAGUGAUACGGUCUUCCUUGAGGCUGCAAAGACGCUGGCGGAUCAGCUGACGGAUGAAGAGCUGAGUCAGGGCCGACUGUAUCCACCCCUGUCCAACAUCAGAGAGGUGUCACUGCAGAUGGCCAUCAAGGUAAUGGAGUACGUGUAUUCAAAGGGAAUGGCGUUUCGAUACCCAGAGCCUGUGGAUAAGGAAGCGUACAUCAGAUCGGUUGUGUGGAACACCAGCUACGAUUCAUUUCUGCCUGAGAUAUACGACUGGCCUGGGGUUUCUCACAGCCCUGUAGUAGACUAGACAAACACAGGAGAAAACACCAGACAGAGAGAAACAGAACAAAAACCAGGAAGUCUGAAGGGAGUUUUAGGCACUCCUUUUUUCUAGUAUUUAUUCAGAUUUCUCCCUUUGGUUAAAUUGCAGUUUCAGUUUAUGGAUGAAAUUUACAAAUCAUGUUCAUGUCUAGGAAACAUUUCACUCCAGAGUCCAAAUAAAUAUAUACUAAAUAAUAUUUUGCAUGAAGAAAAUGAAGCCUAUUUUAAUUAUUUUUAUCACAAUUAGGUACAUUUCUACCCAGAAAUGCACUGUGAAAUAUUUUAUUUACUUUUUAAUGUAUUUAUGCAUUAUAAUAUUUAGUUGUAUUUCCUGCCAUUCGUACAACACUUCUUCUCUCUGAUAUAGUAAAAAAAAAAAUUACAGUAAUGAGAAUCUAAUAAGCAACCAUUUAGAAUAAUAAGAAUUUACUGGAAAGUAAAAUGUCCAGGUCCAUUAUGGCAAUAAGAAUUUGGUUGUAAAUUUGCCCAAUUUUCAUUAAAAAAAUUAAAAAAAAAAAAUCGUAAUGUACUAAUUAGGCUUUAUUUGCUUUAUGCAAAAUAUAUUUGAUUUGAUUUUCUACAGUGUUUUCUACAGCCAUCACUCCAGUUUUGAGUUUUAUAGCGUGACUUGCCACUCCUCUCAGUUGUUUUUAUAUGCUGCGUGCAAUGAAACCUUUUCUAAAAUGAAGUCAUACUCCAUUUGUUUGUGUUUGUUUCUUGUUGUGUCUGUAACUUUCAUUCAAUUCAUAAAGAUCUGUUUAUUUCCUACUGAAGGAGGAAGUACAGGAUAUGAAGGACUAGCAGAGUUCAGUAUAUUGAACAAUAUUACAAUCGUUGCAUUAUGGCAUAUAUUUGUCACUGUGAGUCUUUAGGGCAUUUACCAGCAAAUAUUUACAUGCUUAGGAUAACCAGCUUACUGUACAUUAUUCGUCUUAGUACACAGCCACUUCCCAAAUAAAUCAAUACAUGGACAUUAAAUAUUGAUUUAAGUUCAAAUUAUGUGAAAAAAAAGAACAUGGAGAGAAAUUAGAAAUAUAGCACUAUCCCAGCUUACUAUCAAAUCUCAUUUCAUGCAACAGCAGUAAAUUAUAGUUAAAUAGUCAAUAUAUUCAAAUAUUUGACUGCAGAAUAUUGUCCAUUAGAAAAAUAAAAGUACCAAAGUGCCUGCUAUUACAUCUUCAUACGCUCACUGCACGUCGUACAUUAUUUUAAAUGCGGUAGCCAAAGAUCACCAGAAGAACGCAUUAUCAUCAUUUACAGAAGUUUGAAAUCUGCACAGAGGAGGUUUUUUCUUUUGACAGCAUAUCGUACAAAAUACCUAGUGAACUCUUGUAUUCAGGACCAACACAGAGAUGUUUCAUUUGUCAGUCCUUUGACACUUUCGUUGUUGUGAUCAGUGUACACCUGUGAUGAUGCAGUUAAUGUUUUUGAACGCAGUCCUUCCUCACAUCUAGAAGUGAUGAGCAGGUGCAUUGUGGGUAGAGAUUAUUUUGCUAUGUGAUGCUGCUUUAAAGUCUGAACACUAGGAGCUGCUUAGAACCCAGUGUGCGCUGUUACAAGUGAAGAAUAAACAUUUGUACUUGAA
Cyprinus carpio (common carp) is the source of this 3509-nucleotide messenger RNA. RefSeq names its product NAD-dependent malic enzyme, mitochondrial-like. NCBI's taxonomy places the organism in Eukaryota, Metazoa, Chordata, Actinopteri, Cypriniformes, Cyprinidae. Gene Ontology annotation, cellular component: mitochondrion. The record is from RefSeq and is a predicted model, not a curated record. Gene Ontology annotation, molecular function: malate dehydrogenase (decarboxylating) (NAD+) activity; malate dehydrogenase (decarboxylating) (NADP+) activity; NAD binding. Gene Ontology annotation, biological process: malate metabolic process; pyruvate metabolic process.